AUGGCCGCCAGACUUACCUCCCGACUCGCCUCUCAUCUCCUCCGCGCCACCUCCCUCCUGAACCACCCCCAUCCCCCUCUCUUCACCAUGUCCAAAUCUCAACCCUCGAUCUUUUACCUCAAACCGCUGCCAUGGAUCGCUUCCAACCUUCAUCGAUUCUUCUCGACCAGCCGUCGCCAACCAGUCCGGUCGAACCGUGUAGACAUCGGAUCCCGAGCCAGGCAACUCCAGAACCGCCGGCUCUGGACCUACGCCGUAACCUUCAGCAGCAUCGCAGGCUUCAUCAUCAUCGUCCUCAAUCAAUUCGAAGAUUCCUUGGUGUUCUACGUAACCCCAACCGACGCUCUCACCAAAUACACUGAAAACCCUACGAAGAACAAGUUCCGACUCGGCGGGUUAGUCCUCGAGGGAAGCGUGAGCCAACCUGGUUCAGAAAUGGAGUUCGUAAUUACGGACUUGAUCACGGACAUUUUGGUAAAAUACCAAGGGUCCUUGCCGGAUCUGUUCAGAGAAGGCCAUUCGGUGGUGGUGGAGGGGUUCGUGAAGCCUAUCACGGAGGAGAUUAAGAGGGAGAAUUUGAUCGGAAGGAAGAGUGUCUCGGAGAAGGCGAGGAGUGUGGAAUGUUAUUUUGCGGCCACCGAGGUUUUGGCGAAGCAUGAUGAGAAGUAUAUGCCCCAAGAAGUAGCGGCGGUGAUUGAGAAGAAUAAGAAGAAGAUUGAGGCUGCAAGCGAAGAGGGAAGGAAAGAGAGACCUGCCACUGAGGCGUAG
This is a messenger RNA of Ilex paraguariensis (yerba mate), 768 nucleotides long. The record is from the annotation of a GenBank genome assembly. NCBI's taxonomy places the organism in Eukaryota, Viridiplantae, Streptophyta, Magnoliopsida, Aquifoliales, Aquifoliaceae.